Molecule: messenger RNA, 1425 nt
Organism: Colletotrichum graminicola M1.001
Lineage: Eukaryota; Fungi; Ascomycota; Sordariomycetes; Glomerellales; Glomerellaceae
Product: ferric reductase like transmembrane component
Exons: 3
Coding region: 1-1425 (474 amino acids)
Biological process (GO): iron ion transport; intracellular iron ion homeostasis; copper ion import
Cellular component (GO): plasma membrane
Molecular function (GO): ferric-chelate reductase activity
Source: RefSeq, a predicted model, not a curated record
AUGGAAGCCGUUGACUUCCACUUCGAAGAUUCACUAAUCGACCCCUACGACGAGGGCCUCCACGGAGUCAACCAGUCUGAUAAUAUCGCUUUCGUGCAGAUUCUCUGGGCUAGUCUCGGAUUACUAACAAGCAUCGUUGUUUCUGUUCAGCUCGUGCUCCAUCAGACAAACUCGAGGCGAAGGAUCGCCCUCGCAGAGGCACCCAAAGAGACCCACCAAGAUGCCUGGGUUAGACCUGUGUUUCCCUGGGUCCCGGGCGUGAAGCGACGGUUUCUGUAUGCUCCCUUGUUCAGCUUGCGGCGGGCACGCCGACUACAUUGGUUUGGAAGCUUGUCGACACGCAGCCACGCCAUAUUCCUCUUGUUCUAUGCAGCUAGCAACAUUGCAUAUAUGUUUGCCGUUAACUUUGAUUCGUGGACGAACCGGUACACUGGCGGUGGCGAACAUGGUCCCGCUGGUCCUUCUAAUAGGGCACGACAACCCCAUAACGGUUUGGUUGCGGUUGAAUUACGACGACUGCAUCAUGCUUCAUCGCUGGAUUGUCCUGGUCUAACAUUCUAUGCUGGUAGAACUGUUGUUUUGGAGAUCCUUUUACACGGCAUUGUCUGGGCGGUUGUUCACGUCGCCGAUAAGGGCUGGUCAAGUGUCGGGGUAAAGGUAGUUCACCAUGAUUUCAUCAGAGCCGGCUUCGUGGGAUGGGUCGCGCUUGCGUUGAUACUGGUUCUGUCGCUCCCCCCGGUCCGCGCCGCAUGCUAUGAGGCUUUGGUCAACAUUCACAUCCUGCUCGCAACCAUCAUCAUCGGAUCCACCAUCGCCCACUGCAAACUAUCCGGAUUUGAUCUACCUCAUACGCCAUGGAACAUUGCGGCGGCUGUUCUGUGGGCUGUGGAGCGUCUUUUGAGGGCCCUCAGGCUUGUGCGGUACAGCCUCACCCGCCAGGGGCGGACCAUAACCGACAUAGAGACCAUCGAAGGAACUAGCAAUAUGUGUCGCAUCACGAUGAAUCUUCCGUGCCGCGUCGACAUAAAGCCGGGUACGCAUGCCUACAUUCGCCUUGGCGCAGUCAAAUUUCGGGAGACCCAUCCAUUCUCUAUGGCUUGGGUUGAACACCGUCUGUAUCCAACGGCAAGGGGAUUUUCACAAAGAAAGAUAACCACCGUGGUCUCUUUCAUCGUCUGUGCUCAGCAAGGCUUUACCCGUGAUUUGUUCAACCGGGUCUCGGCAUCUGGAGGGGUGUUAACGACGAACGCAACGUUCAAAGGGCCAUACGGUGGUCACACCUCACUCGACAGUUACGGCCACGUCGUUCUCAUCGCCGGUGCAAGCGGCAUCACACAUCAGAUUGGGUACGCUCGAAGACUUGUUCUUGGUUUCAACUCACAGACGACGGCAACUCGGCGGAUUGUCCUCGUUUGGGUCAUCUGA